Messenger RNA from Phaedon cochleariae (mustard beetle), 1613 nucleotides. The record is from the annotation of a GenBank genome assembly. NCBI's taxonomy places the organism in Eukaryota, Metazoa, Arthropoda, Insecta, Coleoptera, Chrysomelidae.
GUUACAACAGCCCUACUCGAUCCGUCACGCGGCUUACCGGACUCGAGAAUACUUCCAGCGGAUAAGAAAAGUGAGUGUUACCGGAAAAAACACCACCUCCCCUACUCUCCCCGAAGACGACAUCACCAUCACAGUGGCACCGGCGGAAAAACUGGGCUCUAGAAGCCUCGAAACUGCUAAGAUGUUAGUGCCGCCCGAUAUGUUGGCAGCACAAUCCAAGAUGGUCUACCAGCUCAACAAAUACUACACCGAAAAAGUCCAAGCUAGGAAGCUGCAGAUAUCCAAGACCAUACAAGAGGUUUGUCGGGUAGUGCAAGAUGUCCUCAAGGAAGUAGAAGUGCAAGAACCGCGCUUCAUCUCCUCCCUCACCGACUACAAUGGCAGAUUCGAUGGCCUGGAAGUUAUAUCGCCUGUGGAGUUCGAAGUUGUCAUCUACCUGAACCAAAUGGGCGUUCUGAACUUCGUCGACGACGGUACCUUACCGGGCUGUGCGGUCCUGAAACUUAGCGACGGCAGAAAGAGGUCCAUGUCCUUGUGGGUGGAGUUUAUUACGGCCUCGGGAUACCUCUCCGCUAGAAAAAUGCGGUCGCGGUUCCAAACCCUAGUGGCACAAGCAUGUGACAAGUGCUCCUACAGAGACAGUGUUAAGAUGAUAGCUGAUACGACAGAAGUGAAGCUGAGGAUACGUGAAAGGUACAUUGUGCAAAUCACUCCAGCUUUCAAGUGUGCUGGUUUAUGGCCGAGAAGCGCGUCGCAUUGGCCUCUACCCCAAAUACCAUGGCCGCAUCCUAACCACGUCGUUGAAGUGAAGACUGAAGGUUUCGAUUUGCUCUCUAAAGAGUGCAUAGCUCUGCAAGGCAAGCAAUCGGCCAUGGAAGGCGAUGCUUGGGCUCUUUCAUUUUUGGAGGCUGAAAAUCGGUUGCUCCAAGGUGGGUGCAGACGAAGAUGUUUGAGUGUACUGAAAACCCUUAGAGACCGUCAUUUAGACCUCCCUGGUAACCCCGUUGCAAGCUAUCACAUGAAAACUUUAUUGUUAUAUGAGUGCGAGAAACAUCCUAGAGAAGGAGAAUGGGAUGAAGCUUGUAUAGCAGACAGGAUCAACGGUAUUUUUCUUCAACUGAUAUCCUGUUUGCAGUGCAAGAGGUGCCCGCAUUAUUUUCUGCCUAAUUUGGACUUGUUCAAAGGGAAAUCGCCCAGUGCUCUAGAAAAUGCUUCAAAACAAGUGUGGAGACUGACUAGGGAAAUGUUAACGAAUUCUAGAUGUUUUGAAAAGUUGUAGUGUUUUGUAAUUUUGGGAAAUGUAUGAAUGAUUGUAAGUACCUCUUCAUUGCAUAAAAUGAUAUGAAUAGAAGCAACAUAUGAAAUCGUUUGCAAGUACUUUUCGUGUAAAUUCUUUUAUUAUUUUCGUCUGAAUUAGGUAACAUUCUUCAUAUUCAGAAAGAACUGAGAUUUCAGAAUUUUUACAAUCUAUAUUUGGUGGUGAUUUGUAUAAUUGUAUAUAGGUAUUUCGUUUUCGAACUCAUGUGACUUUUGAGUGUGUUGACUCUCCAAUUAUUCAAUGAUUUUGUUAAGGUGUAUAUUAGGUAUGUUCACUGAAUUAUUCUUAACGUCGG